Messenger RNA from Cicer arietinum (chickpea), 895 nucleotides. RefSeq lists its product as uncharacterized. The record is from RefSeq and is a predicted model, not a curated record. NCBI's taxonomy places the organism in Eukaryota, Viridiplantae, Streptophyta, Magnoliopsida, Fabales, Fabaceae. Gene Ontology annotation, cellular component: plasma membrane.
AAUCUUUCCACAACAUUGCAAUCUCUCACACACACAAAAACACAAAACAAAAUGGAUCGUAACAGUGUUCUCACCCUCGCAUUCAUCUGCAUUGUCGUCGCCGGCGUCGGAGGUCAAUCUCCUUCAUCGGCUCCGACAACAUCACCAACCGUAACAACUCCUACUGUUUCUCCCGUCACAACCCCUUCCAAACCUAAAUCACCCGCUCCUGUAUCUUCUCCCACGUCAGCACCACCAACUUCUUCUCCUACUGCUGCAAAUGCAGUUGCAACACCAGCUACGUCUCCUUCUUCAAAUGCCGCUGCUCCAGUUCCGGUAGCUAAGCCUCCAGCAUCGUCACCACCGGCGGUUACUCCGGUGAGUUCACCACCGGUACCAGUGCCGGUGAGUUCUCCACCAGUUCCUGUUCCAGUGAGCUCUCCUCCGGCAAAUUCUCCUCCUGUACCAGCACCAACAACUCCGGCACCGGCAGUUACACCAACCGCUGGAGUUCCCGCUCCAGCUCCGAGUAAAUCAAAGAAGAAGGUAAAGAAAGGGAAGAAACACAGUGCUCCGGCACCGUCUCCGUCGUUGUUAGGACCUCCAGCACCGCCGGUAGGUGCUCCUGGACCUAGUAUUGAUGCAUCGUCUCCUGGUCCGGCUUCCGCUGCGGAUGAGAGUGGAGCAGAGACUAUCAGGUGCUUGCAGAAGGUGAUAGGAUGCUUGGCUUUGGGCUGGGCUACCCUUGUUUUUAUCUUCUAGAGAAGUGACUUCAUUGUUGUUAUUACGAUCGAUAUUCAUCAUGUAUCAUUUAUUUUCUUUUUUUGGUCCUGUUAUGGGCUAACAUUAAAUUUAUUUACCAUUGUUUUUUUCAACUCUUAUUAUUCUAUUAUUAUUGGUUUUGUUUUUGUCGUUA